GCACCAAAAUCAAUGUUGAACUUUGCUAGAAAAACAUCCACAAACACCCACAUCUAUACUGAAACAUUGUGUUGUUUGUAGGUUUUAAAUGGAAAGACGCACAUGGUGCCAUUGGAGGUGCUUCUCAUGCUGAGAGUGGCAGGUGGACCGGGGUCACUGGGGAAACAUGCUGCCGUGACAUUAUUAGACUGGUAUGAUCUGGGCACAGAGGUCCUGCUUGUCAUGGAGAGACCAGUCCCCUGUGAGGACCUGCUGACCUACCUCGAUAACAACAAUGGGGUCCUGAGGGAAGACCAGGCAAAGAACAUCAUGAAGCAGCUGGUGGAAGCAGCAGUUAACAUGCACUCUCUUGGAGUCUUCCAUGGGGACAUUAAAGCAGAAAAUAUCCUCGUUGAUUUAAGCUCGGAUGUCCCUCGUGUGAGAAUCAUAGACUUUGGAUGUGGCUGCUUGGUGAAGAAGAUGCCGUACCUCUCCUCCUUUGGAACCAUUGCCUACAUCCCUCCAGAGUUUCACUGGCUUGGCACAUACGAGGCGGAACCCAGCACAGUCUGGCAGCUGGGCACUCUGCUCUAUGAACUGGUGUGCAGCGACAAAAGUUUCACCACCUUGGAGAUCCUUCAAAAGAAAAUUAGCAUAAACACUGAGCUGUCCAAAGACUGCAAGGACUUGUUGAAGGUGUGUUUGGCUGUGAACCCUCAGGAGCACGGCACUCUAGAGCAGAUUCUGCUGCACCCCUGGUUCUCCUAAUCCUGCACAACCGACCACCCAUUGGGCUGAGCCAACUGACUCCGAUGAACUCCAUCCUUUGGUCUUAUAGUCU
This is a messenger RNA of Centropristis striata (black sea bass), 820 nucleotides long. RefSeq names its product serine/threonine-protein kinase pim-2-like. NCBI's taxonomy places the organism in Eukaryota, Metazoa, Chordata, Actinopteri, Perciformes, Serranidae. Gene Ontology annotation, biological process: protein autophosphorylation; negative regulation of apoptotic process; regulation of mitotic cell cycle. The record is from RefSeq and is a predicted model, not a curated record. The transcript is spliced from 4 exons. Gene Ontology annotation, molecular function: ATP binding; protein serine/threonine kinase activity. Bases 103 to 747 code for a protein of 214 amino acids. Gene Ontology annotation, cellular component: cytoplasm.